This is a messenger RNA of Lepus europaeus (European hare), 2071 nucleotides long. It is a transcript of the gene LENG9, whose product is annotated as leukocyte receptor cluster member 9. The transcript has a single exon. Lineage: Eukaryota; Metazoa; Chordata; Mammalia; Lagomorpha; Leporidae. Gene Ontology annotation, molecular function: metal ion binding. The record is from RefSeq and is a predicted model, not a curated record. Bases 1 to 1785 code for a protein of 594 amino acids.
AUGGCGGCGGCCUCCGCCGAGCCCGCGCCGCCCGCCUGCCGCUUCUUCCUGGAGGGCCGCUGCCGCUUCGGCGCCCGCUGCCGCCAGCCGCACCCCGGCGCGCCGGCGCCGCCCAGCCGCGAGCCGCAGCCCGGGGCCGAGGCCGGGGCCAAGAAGCCGCCCAUGCGCACGGCCGCGGCCGUCGUCCAGCGCAUCCGCUGGGACCCGCGCCUCGACCCCGCCGACUUCACGGUGGGCUACGCCGACCGCUUCCUGGGCGUGCGCGAGGAGCCCUUCACCGCCUUCUGCUGGGACGAGCCGCUGGCCGCGCUCGGGCCGGGCGUGCUGGCCGUGCCGCAGCACCGCGUGCGCUACUUCCGCUUCCGCGGCCGCACCGUGUGGGACCGCGCCUCGCGCACCGACCUGGUGUUCGGCUCCGGCGCGGCGGCCGGCCGCGGGCCCACCAUCCUCGACGCGCUGGACGCCGGCGGGGACGAGCGCGACGGCGGGGGCGCCCAGGACGGCGGGGGCGCGCACGAAGACGGGGACGAGCAUGAAGGAACAGACGCCCAGGACGGCGGGGGCGCGCGCGGAGGCACGGACGCCCAAGACGGCGGGGGCGCGCACGGAGGCACGGACGCCCAGGACGGCGGGGGAGCGCGGCAGAACACAGACGCCAAGGACGGCGCGAACGGGAACGAAGACGGGGACGAGCAUGAAGGCACGGACGCCCAGGACAGCGGGGGCGCGCGCGGAGGCACGGACGCCCAGGACGGCGGGGGCGCGCACGAAGACGGGGACGAGCAUGAAGGCACGGACGCCCAAGACGGCGGGGGCGCGCACGGAGGCACGGACGCCCAGGACGGCGGGGGAGCGCGGCAGAACACAGACGCCAAGGACGGCGCGAACGGGAACGAAGACGAGGACGAGCAUGAAGGCACGGACGCCCAGGACGGCGGGGGCGCGCGGGCGGCCCUGAACAAACAGAGGCCCGCCACUGGUCCUGCGGGACCGGAGGCCCAGGUUGCCCAGGGCGGAGGGAGUAGAAAGCCAGCAUGGACAGGGCUCGGGCCGGGCAGGGUUCACGACCCCGGAACCCAAGCUCAGACACCGACCGCGGAGCUCCCAGGCCUGGAGGAGACGCAGGCCCCGGCAGCCCAGGGGUGGGGCUCGGCGGCCUGGCUCGUGGAUGUCGGAGACACGGGUGGAGACACCGGUGUGGGAAGGGCGGCAGCGCCUCGUCAGCCCCGCCCCACGCACUUCGUGGCCCUCAUGGUGACCGAGCCCAGGCUACAGAACGCGGUGGCCGAGGCCCAGCAGCAGCUGGUCCAAGUGGCCCCGUCCUGCGCCCCAUUCCUGGUGCCCACACAGGCCCUGCACCUGACCGUGGUCCUACUGCGACUGGUGGGCACCGGGGAGGAAGCGGCGGCGACCGACGCUCUGAGACGGGCGCUGGCGGCCCCAGGCCUUCAGGCACCGCCACAGCUGACGUUUGGCGACCCGGUGCUCCUGGGCCACCAUGUGCUCUGUGCCCUGCCCGACCCCCCCAUGGACAGCAUGGCGCAAGCUCUGAGCCGGAGGCUGGAGGCCGAGGGGCUUCGGGUACUGCAGCCUCCCGGCGGCCUGCGCCCCCACCUCACUCUAGCCAAGGUACCCCGCGGGUCCAGCGCCCGCCUCCCGCUCGCGGGGCGCGGCUGCAGCCUGAGCCGGGAGCUGUGGAGCGGGGCCCUGCGGAAACUCUGCCUGUGCCGCAUGGGCAGGGCGGGGGGCGCCUACCAGCCCCUGGCUGAGAUCCCCCUCGGCUGACCUGGGGGCGCCUCACACUGGAAGGGGCAAAGCGCGCUCUCUCUCUUUCUCUUUAAUUUGGUUUCUCUCAAGCUUCCAAACGGUGUGCAGCGCUCCAAGGAAAGAAUGGAGGGAGGAGAGGGGAGGGGAGGCGGAGGCGGCCGUCCGGAGGCGGCGGCCCGGUUUGCAAGCUCGCGCCUCCGUUACAUGGCAGAAGAGGGAGGGAGGGCCAAAAGAAAGGGGAGGGAGAAGAAAAAACAACUGAAAUCCACACACACAUAAAGAAAGAGAAGGAAACAUGACGUGA